UGAAGUGGCAUAUCUUGAAGAGAAGACAGUCAGAAGAGAAGAUAGGCAACAUAUAAUAGAAUACACGUAUCUUAAUCUCACCAAACCAAGUGUAAAUUGCCGUUUGGCAUAAAAAAUGCCGAAAACCGUUGGCGAUACAUUAAUUGGUGUCCUUAAUGAUUUGGGAAUGACUAAACUGAAGUGGUUCAGACAUAAACUCUGUGAACGCAAGCAGGAGCCAAAAAUUCGCAGGGGCAAUGUUGAAAAUUUGGACCCAAUAGACUUGGCAGACCUUCUGACCCGUACUUUCACUGAAAACGGGGCUUUGGAUGUGGCUAUAGAGGUAUUGAGGGAAAUUGACUGCCAUGACGGCGCAAAGGAACUGACGGAUUUCAAGAAAGCUCAAGAAUCUUGGGUAAUGUCGGGUGCUGCUAAGGGAAGUGCACCUGGACCAAAUAACAUGAUCAAAGACAAACACUUUGUGGACCAUCACCGGACGGCCCUGAUCGACAGAGUGAGCCAGGUGGCACCCAUCUUGGAUAGGCUCCUGGAGAGGGGAGUCAUCAACUCAAAUGCCUACAGUGACGUGAGGGCUGAAAAAACCAAACAGAACAGGAUGAGGGAGCUCAUAGAUGUCCCUCUGAAAGCAUCUGGGUCCAAAGGCAAAGAUGUGUUCUUAGAUAUCCUUAUGGAACAGGAGCCAUACCUAAUCAGUGAACUGAAGGGGGAAUAAUGGGGAUAGGGGCCACUUGAUUUUUUUUUUUGUGCAAGGGACAAACAUUUGAUGAUAAUAAUGCACUCUGUUUUACAGUAUAUUCUUAAAUUGGGAAAAUGAAUUCUGUCCAAAGUCUGCAAAAAAAUGUAAAACAAAUUAUAUUGACCGCUGUUUUUUUUAUUUUCAUGAGCAAAUACUGUGUCGUGAAUUCUAAUCAUCUAGCUGUUUUGAACUCAACAAUAGAAAACAAACAUGUAGUAACAUUGUGUUAUGUAGCCUAUACAAAUGAGUGCAUCUGUGCUUUGGCUACGUAGUUUCUUAAACAUAAACAAGCAUACGGCCAUUUGAAUGUAAAUGUCUGCUUAACAUAAGAGAUCCAUUGAUAGCCUGGUCUCAGAUCUGUUUGUCUCGUCAAUUAAUUAUCAUUGUCGGCAUGACAAGGAGCAUCGAGGACUGGCAUGAUGGCACAAACCGACUGAUAACCAAGUGUAUUUUUUAGUUGCAUUAGAGUUUCCAUUGGACACAUUCAGGUAUGUCCCUCCGUUUUGUUCCGUCUGCUUUUGUUUGCAUCAGUUUCUUCUGUUUGGUUUCGUUUGGUUCCUAGUUAGUGAAUACAUGCUACCAUCCAUAUAUGGCUGUCUAUAGAAGUAGGUGGGACAAUCAUCUAUCUUGCAAAUGCCGUGUUCACGUGCUGAUCGGAACUAGGAAACUGACAUUUACGACUAGCUAACUGGUUGUAGUUAUUCACAUUCCGCAUUCAACCAGUUCGCAAGUUGGAAAUGUCAGUUUCCUAGUUUUGACUAGCAUGUGAACGUGGCAUUAGCCUGUUUUUAAAUGUUCCAAAGUAUUCUUCCUUUCACAACAUGUUAUUUUAGUUUGCUUGUGUGCCAAUGCUUUGUUUGAACAAAACAAAUGAACAUAAGAGUACCACAGUAUGAGUCAUAAUACCCAUAAAACCUAAUGGUCAAACAGGGAAAUGGUUCCAAUUGUUUUUCCCCUAUUCACUUUUCCCAUAGGGGAUUUUAGUAGCACUUAAAAUAAGGGAUGUAUUUCAUGUAGGCUUACUCUGGCGUGACGUUUUGAUAACCGUGUAAAUAUCUCUAAGGACAAGAUGACUUUAAUCAAUAUAUUCGCCUGUAUUUACCCCCACAAAAUGAAAUGCUAAUUAGCUGCUAAUAUGGCUAUCAUAAAGAACUGCAAAUGCCAUGACGAUCUGAACAAGACUGCUGAAUCGAGACAAUGGGAAUAAUGUUAGCUGAAUGUAGUAAUGUAAAAUAAUGUAAAAUUCUUUAAAUUAACAAUUCUGUGAACUGUCUUGUGCAAGUUUUAAAUUGACACAGGACCUGUUAGCAAUGGUGUUAGCUAGAUAUGACGUGCAGGAGCUGGCAGGGAUUUGUAGUCUUGCGUGAGGUCUACUUUGAUGCGAAUUAGCAUUUCUAAAACUGAGAGUAUAUAGAGCCAAAAAAAAAACGUGGG
This is a messenger RNA of Oncorhynchus kisutch (coho salmon), 2170 nucleotides long. RefSeq names its product apoptosis-associated speck-like protein containing a CARD. Bases 116 to 712 code for a protein of 198 amino acids. The transcript has 3 exons. Gene Ontology annotation, biological process: regulation of apoptotic process; innate immune response; inflammatory response. Lineage: Eukaryota; Metazoa; Chordata; Actinopteri; Salmoniformes; Salmonidae. The record is from RefSeq and is a predicted model, not a curated record.